GUUAGGCUAUUAUUAUCAGCUGAAAACGUGACCGAGAAAGAAGCAAUAGAGGCUUACUUUUAUAGUGGGUUCAGUUACAGGGUUAUUCUACUCUUCCUUGACAAGUACCAUGACAUGCCAAUGUCUAUGUCAACAUUGAAAAGAAGGUUAUGUGAAUACAACCUUAAAAGGAAUAAAGUGGAUAUAAAUUUGCCUGCCGUUGAGAAAUUAAUCCGAGACGAGAUGGAUGGCCCAGGAGGCAUUUGUGGUUACAGAGCAGUUUGGCAUAUGCUUCGUAUAAAGUAUGGGCUGUUUGUCCCUAGGCAAGAGGUAGAAUCCCUGAUCAGAACGAUAGACCCAGCUGGAGUGGAAGAGAGGAAGCGCCACAGGCUAAAAAGAAGGAAGUAUGAGUCUCCUGGACCAAAUUAUUGUUGGCAUGUUGAUGGUUAUGAUAAACUGAAACCUUUCGGAUUUCCCAUCCAUGGGGCUGUUGAUGGCUAUAGUCGCAUGGUAAUAUGGCUUAAGGUAGAUAGAACCAAUAAUGAUCCAGAAAUAACUGCAAAGUUUUUUUUAGAUUGCGUUGUGGAGGUCGGUGGAUGUCCUUCAUUACUCCGAACAGACUGCGGAACAGAGAAUGUAGUAAUUGCAGGUACACAGUGUUUUUUAAGAGCUGACUGUGAUGACGAGUUAGCUGGUGAAAAAUCACACCGUUAUGGUCCUUCUACUGGAAAUCAAAGAAUAGAGGCCUGGUGGGCCCAUCUUCGCCGUAGUCGUCUAACAUGGUGGAUCAACUUUUUUAAAGACCUUGUGGAUCGUGGGAUAUUUCUGACUGGUGAUGUGCUCCAUGGGGAGUGCAUAUGGUUUUGCUUUGCAGAAUUAAUCCAGCAUGAUCUAGACUUUGUGAAGUUUCACUGGAAUACACACUACAUUCGGCGUUCAAGGCAUGAAACAGUUCCUGGGAAACCAGAGGAACUCUAUUAUCUUCCAGAAAACUUUGGAGCUUCAAACCACUUACACCCAGUGUCCCCUGAAAAGCUAGAUGAAGCAAGGCUGAAAUGUAAAGCAACAGAUUUUAACGACGAUUUUCAGGAGUACUUUAAUCAUGUUUUGUCCCUUCUUAAUGUUUCCAAGCCCUCUAACUGGAAGGAAGCUUUGAACCUGUUUUCUUAUUUAAUAAGAGUUGCAGUGUAG
Molecule: messenger RNA, 1170 nt
Organism: Porites evermanni
Lineage: Eukaryota; Metazoa; Cnidaria; Anthozoa; Scleractinia; Poritidae
Source: the annotation of a GenBank genome assembly